AUGGUGGCACCGAAGACCAAGCGAAAGGAUCUUGCUGUGCCUGAAUACGUUGCAAAGGAAUGGACUGAGGGUGAUAAGAACGGAAUGGCAGACCUCCUGCUACGGUGCAACUUCAGUAAGGAGGAGUUCUUCAAUCAAAUCCUGAUCAUUGUGAAGAAGAAGAAGUCUUACCAAGUUGUCAUCGAUGAGGGUUGGCACAGCGAAUCUGACCUCAAAGAGUUGGGAUGGAGUGGGGCGAAAAUCGCCGGUGCUAAAUCCCAUUGCCUUGCAUUGGGUGAAAGUCAUGCAAGGCGAAACGCCUAUGACGGAGAAAUGGAAUUCUUCGUUGUUGUCCGAGAAACUGCCAAACGGACUGAAGAAUCUUCAUAUGAACAUGAACAGUCAAAACGAAUGAAGGCUGAGCAUGACCCAGUCAACGAACUUGGAGAUGAUUUUGCUGGACUUGAUGCCCGGGCAAAGCGGGAAACGGAUAUCCAGACCAAAAAGCCAGACCAACAAGGGUUGAUGAACAAGUACUUGCAGACCAAAGCUUCUUUGAAGACUUUUAUGUCAUCGUCUUUGUCUAAAGCUGGGAAGCUGCGGCUUUUGGUGCGAGAUCUGAAGAAGGGCUACACUGAAUCAGCCACGUCAACGUCCAUCAAGACCUUGGAGAGCCACAUCGCCGACAUGGACAAGCACUAUGAUGCUUGUAAUGAUGCGUGGGCUAAAGGUGAAGUGGAGAACUUUUCCACCGAAGAGUGGUACAAGCUCGCCGAGCAGUGCAUGAAAGACGGGACAUUCGCGAAUGCAAAGGCCACGGCAUUCGAGACCAAGAUAAGGACGUCUCAGGGUAAGGUAUGUAAUUUCUUUGCGGGCUGA
Messenger RNA from Cladocopium goreaui, 858 nucleotides. The record is from the annotation of a GenBank genome assembly. NCBI's taxonomy places the organism in Eukaryota, Dinophyceae, Suessiales, Symbiodiniaceae.